This is a messenger RNA of Fusarium sp. VM40, 408 nucleotides long. The record is from the annotation of a GenBank genome assembly. NCBI's taxonomy places the organism in Eukaryota, Fungi, Ascomycota, Sordariomycetes, Hypocreales, Nectriaceae.
AUGUCAAAACUCGUUGAAGAUGUCAAGUCCGGCCUCAAGGGCAUCCGUGGAGCCGGCGACGCCCUCAGAGGAGGAGUCCUCGACGCAACAGACCAAGCCUUCGACACCGACCCCAACCACCCUGAGACCCUCAAGUCGCGGACCGACAACAAGAUUAUCGCUGAGAAGGGAAAGCAGGAUAUGAAGGGCGUGGAUAACAUGAUUGCCCGAAGGGAGCAUGAGCACAAGGGUGUUAAUCCUCCUGCGCAUGUGGGACACAGAGAGAAAGAGACGCUUGAGCAGGAUAGACCGAAUGAGAGUCUUAACAGGGAGCCUGGUACUGUUCUUCCUGGCGAGACGUCGCAUUACGGAACGGGGAGGACUGCGGAGGAUGUUGCGCCGCCGCCGGGAAGUCAUUUGCCCAAGUGA